Melopsittacus undulatus (budgerigar) is the source of this 7478-nucleotide messenger RNA. It is a transcript of the gene TMTC1, whose product is annotated as transmembrane O-mannosyltransferase targeting cadherins 1. Lineage: Eukaryota; Metazoa; Chordata; Aves; Psittaciformes; Psittaculidae. Gene Ontology annotation, biological process: protein O-linked glycosylation via mannose. The record is from RefSeq and is a predicted model, not a curated record. Gene Ontology annotation, molecular function: protein binding; mannosyltransferase activity. The transcript is spliced from 18 exons. The coding region runs from base 83 to 2482 and encodes 799 amino acids.
CUGGGCCAUCGUGAACAACCCCGACGUGCGGGCGGCCACCCCCGUGGCUGCCGCCUUCGCCAACGACUUCUGGGGCAAGCGGAUGGCCGAGAACACCAGCCACAAGUCCUACCGCCCCCUCUGCGUCCUCACCUUCAAAUUAAACAUAUUGCUGGCUGGUAUGAACCCCUUUUAUUUCCACGCAGUGAAUGUAAUUUUACACUGUCUAGUGACUCUUGUGCUGAUGUACACUUGUGACAAAGCUGUGUUCAAGGACUGUCGACUUGCUUUUGUCACGGCGCUGUUCUUUGCUGUGCAUCCCAUUCACACCGAGGCUGUAACAGGUAUAGUAGGCAGAGCCGAUGUUCUAGCCUGCCUACUCUUUCUGUUGGCUUUUCUCUCCUAUAAUAGGAGUGUGGAUCAGCUUUAUGUUGGGGAACAUUUCCCUCCCACUGCCUCCCCAUUCUUUUUGCUGCUUAGUUUAUUCCUUGGGACAUGUGCAAUGCUGGUGAAAGAAACUGGAGUCACUGUGUUUGGUGUGUGCUUGGUUUAUGACUUCUUUUCCCUCUCCUGCAAUGGACUCAAGCUGAGAAACGGGGGGAUCCACCACAGACCUGUGCAGCAAUCAGCAGCUUCUCCCUCUGCCUCACUGCCGGUCCCCCCAGCUGGUCGGGAGAACGGGAAGCAUCGCUUUGCUCACCGGGGCACCUGGAGCUCCUGCCACCCGGCAUCACCUGAGGAGCAGCGGAGCAGUGGCCUUUCUGUGCCCAGCAAAGCCAUGUGGGCCAUUCGGAGGCUUCUGACUUACUCCUACCUUCUGGCCUUCAAUGCGUGGCUUCUGCUGGCACCCAUCACCCUGUGCUACGACUGGCAGGUCGGCAGCAUCCCUUUGAUCGAGUCAAUCUGGGAUGCAAGGAACUUAGCUACCGUGUUCUUGGUACUGGUGAUGACCUUACUCAGCCUACAUUGCAUAGCUGCAUUCAAGAAACUGGAACACAAAGAAGUUUUGGUUGGCUUGUUGUUCCUGGUUUUCCCAUUCAUCCCAGCCAGCAACCUCUUCUUCAGGGUGGGAUUUGUGGUGGCAGAGCGAGUCCUUUACAUGCCGAGUAUGGGGUACUGCAUCCUCUUUGUCCACGGUCUAAGAAAGCUGUCUACAUGGUUAAAUAAAUGGAGAAUUACUAUUCUGACCCUCUUUGCUUUACUGCUGCUGCUCUUCUCUUGGAAGACCGUGAAACAGAACGAAAUCUGGCUGUCACGAGAAUCCCUUUUCAGCUCAGGAGUGAAGACCUUGCCCCACAACGCCAAGGUGCACUACAACUAUGCCAAUUUCCUCAAGGACCAGGGCCGUAACGUUGAGGCGAUCUACCACUACAAAACUGCUCUCAAACUGUACCCUCGUCACGCAAGUGCUCUCAACAACUUGGGGACAUUGACCAAAGAUGUGGUGGAGGCAAAAGAGUACUAUAGACGGGCCCUUCAGUUAAACCCUCAGCACAAUCGAGCUCUCUUUAAUCUCGGCAACCUGCUCAAGUCCCAAGGGAAGAAGGAGGAAGCUGUGAUCUUACUGCGGGACUCCAUUAAGUAUGGCCCAGAGUUUGCAGAUGCUUACUCAAGCCUGGCCUCGCUGCUAGCCGAACAGGAACGGCUUAAGGAAGCAGAAGAGGUCUAUAAGGCUGGAAUAGAGAAUUGUCCAGAGAGCUCCGAUCUGCAUAACAACUAUGGUGUUUUCUUGGUUGAUACUGGGGCUCCUGAGCGAGCUGUGUCCCACUACAAGCAGGCCAUCCACCUGAGCCCCACUCACCAUGUGGCUAUGGUCAACCUGGGCAGGCUUCACCGCUCCCUGGGGCAGAACAAAGAGGCUGAAGUGUGGUAUAAGCGGGCACUGAAGGUAUCCCGGAAGGCUGAAAUCCUGUCCCCGCUGGGGGCUCUGUAUUACAACACAGGGAGGUAUGAAGAAGCAUUGCAGGUUUACAGAGAAGCAGGAUCACUGCAGCCUUCAAACAAAGAGAUCCGAUUGGCACUGGCUCAGGUUUUAGCAAUGAUGGGGCGGACAAAGGAAGCUGAAAAGAUGACAAACCAUAUACUCAAUGAGGAUGUGAAGUGUCUGGAGUGCUACCGCCUUCUUUCGGCCAUCUACAGCAAGCAGGAGCACUAUACUAAGGCACUUGAAGCUAUAGAAAAAGCUCUUCAGCUAAAACCAAAGGAUCCAAAAGUCAUAUCAGAGCUCUUUUUCACUAAAGGAAACCAGCUAAGAGAACAGAAUCUCCUUGACAAGGCUUUUGAGAGCUAUAAACAGGCUGUGGAGCUCAACCCAGACCAAGCGCAGGCCUGGAUGAAUAUGGGAGGCAUUGAGCACAUCAAGGGGAGCUACAUCACUGCCCGUGGCUACUAUGAGAAAGCCUUGCAGCUGGUUCCAAACAGCAAGUUGCUGAAGGAGAAUCUGGCCAAACUGGAUCGCUUGGAGAAACGGUUUCAGGAAGUCCAGGAGAAAGACCAAACAUAGCAUUCAGUCACCAGUGGAAGGAAACUCAUGCCCCUUGGAGAAGAGUAUGGUGGAAGCCUAUUCUUGAAGUGAUGCUGAAGGAACUUUGAUAGGACUCAGACUUACAGAAGGCAGAUUUUGAAUGCAUGCUUAUGUUUGACCAAAGUUACAGGAGAUAGUUGGCUCCUGUGGGACAUGCUGGAGAAUGAAUGAAAACCUUCCUUUAAUCAAGAUUUUUGUUUAGGCUGGACCCAUUUGAAGCCCACUGGGAGUGUGGGUGGGACAUGUACCUUCAAUAUCUUGGUUAUCACUGGGGAAACCAUGGAGACAAAGCACUCAUCCAUUGCAGCAGGGGUGAAGUAGCACCUCUUGUUACUCAACAUACACUCAUGUUUUUCACAUAAAGUACCACUAAUGGGCUUCAUUGCAAGUGCUGCCAGGUCCUUUUGAGCCAGGAAAAAUGGUCAUAAUGGUCACAUAAAAAGGUUUCAAGGGGUUAAUGCUGAGGAAGUGGUGGCCACUUGUACAGCUCUAAAUGUGACUUGAAAAUUACUCUACAGGAAGGGAAAACAGUAUCUAAAUACCACCCUAGAAGGAUGAUUCUACCAGUAGGACAAAUGAACAUUUGAGGGAAAACCUCACCUGAAUGUGUUACUCACAAGAUAGUCAUGUUGUACUAAUUCAGGUUUGACAAUGUUGUCAAAUAUAUGGCUUUACCCUUUUCCCUCUCCCUCCAGGCCAAAUAAUUAUUACUCUGAAAAAGAAAAUAGAAGCAUCCAAAGGCAAUAGGAAGCUCUAGGAUUACUUGUCCUCCUGUCCAGUCCCCAAUAAAAAAACCCAACCAAUCUGAUCCAUAUAGGAGGUAAAGUAAAGCCAUGGAGAAUGAGGAGAGAUUUUCUAGGCCUGGAAAGGUUCUAGGGAGGCUUUUUUUAUGGGUAUGCAGGGACAAAGCCCAUUUAUCAUGGUGAUAACACUGGCAAAAUACUCUGUCUAAGUGUUCUCACCCCUUCCCCAGAAAGAUAAUGACCUAUAGCUGAUCAGUCAUAAAUCUAUAUUUUUGAAUACUGAAGUGGGAGAACAAAAUCUCUUCAGAAUUGGGGCUUUUAUUUUUGAGCUUUAUUUAUUUAACUUAUAAUAAUCAAAUAAUUAAUAUAUUUUCUCUUUUUAUAUGGAUUGGGCAGGAUCCUUCCCAGCUGGCCACAUGGCUGGGUGUUGUGACUUGCAUUGUCUGAAGCUGGAAAAAUGCAAUACCAUCAAGGUGUGCUUGAAUAAUUCCCUCUAAUGUUUCUAAAGCAAAUGACUGCAGAGCACAUUGGACCAUACUGUCACUGCAACAGCAGUGCUUCUGCUGCUUCCACCAGGGUUUGUGGCCAGUUCCUAUGAAAGAGCAUACCAGGGUUUGACACUUAGUAAAAGACAGUUCAGAUUAGGCAUGUGAUUCCUUGAUACACACCCGUCAGGAAAAGCCUGUGUGCCAGUGACCCACAUGGCACCUGGCUUUAGUUACUGCUGGCCAUGGCACCUCAGCAAGCACCAGAUUUGCUCAGUGUGAUGGGAUAGCCAUGUGCUGGUGGCUCCCUUGGCUUCAUUUAGAAAGCUCUGUGUCUAGCCAGUACAGAUGGUCAAAUUAUUGACAAAUUAUUAACAUGAUUCCACCUGCGUUUGGAGCUUAGAGGUAGCCCAGACUGGUGCAGACGUCCUCUCUGCCAGGGCUGUGUGCCCACCAAGAUGAGGCUGGACUUGGGAGGUACAGAUCUACACUAGCCAAGGAGACCAGCCAGUGCCUACAGCUAGGUAGAGGUGAGAGGGAGAGAGCACUGGUGGGGGAAAGGUGGUGGCACAAGUUUCUGGGCUCUUUACCUUUGGGGAGCAGCUGGGACCAAAAUAAGUGAGUCUUUUGCUGGUGAAUUUUCCCUUCUCCACCCAGGAGACAUACUACUUUGCUUUCUGGGGCCAAGGGCACGUCUGGGGUCCUGGGUCUGGGUCAGCAACCCUUGUUUCACACUUUUAUGGCCACAGGCUUGCUGACCUGACAUUUCCGCAGGUCCCCAGUGCACUUGCUGCACUGGGGACAUGUUGGAUGCCAUGCAUGGAGUAGCUUUGCAUAGCCCUGCUGCUGCCAGGAUGGCUGGGAAGAGAUGGGGUCAUGCCAGCAGAAUCCCAUAGGAUGGGGAACCAAAGCUUAAAUGGCCUCUGAGAGCAGUCAGUUCACCACCAUGCACUGCAGGGUUGUAGAUAGUGCAAUAGUGAGGUAUUCAGGGGUACCUACAUCCUAAAGCUCUCUGCCUCUCCCCAAGGUGAGCCUGCAUUCACCAAAGCUCCACAUGCCUCAGCUGUCUGGCUGCCUGCAGUAUCACUGCAUGGCAUCGAGUCUGGGGGCUGGCAGAGUGAUCUUAGGUGCAGCUUAGGACAGUGGUGCCAUGCAAAGCCCCCAGCAGAGGAGGCAUCUGCAGAGUGCUGUGACAGCUACCUAAAACAUGGGGAUAGGGGCAGGAGGAGAUGCCUCUCAUUUAAAAAUGUGUAUAACCUUUGCUUCAUAAAGAUAUAUUAAAUAAACACUAUAUAUUCUACAAGUCCCACAGCAGUGUGGCUUUAAAUUGUGGCCAAUGAAACGUAUUUUUUCAAAUAUAGAAGAAGUUGUAUUUUUUAUAGCAAUGCUUUGGGAGGAGGAAGACUUGGUUUUGUGUUUUUACCUUUGGUUUAAGUCUUAGUUUGUUUUCCCUGAGAGACCUGAUAGAAAUGAUUGUCUCGUCCUUGUCCUAGAAGAACCACCUUGACCUCCUAAAACUGGUGCAUGUGUAAAAGUAUAAUAUAGUUUUGGGUGCCUCCCUCACAGAACCUGGAGAAGGAUUAGCAUUUUUGCAACACUGUCUUACUUGCAGAAUAACAGAGAAAAAUAGACUAGAGAUAGCUAGAGAGAUAUCCUCCCAGUGAGGGACGUGGUCUGGUUGGAAGGCAUGACAUAUGUUCAUCUGCUCACCCAAAUCAGGCAGGUAACAUAUCCAUGGAGUUCAAUCCCAGUUGAAACUGAUUAUGUUUAUAUGCAGAAAGGCCAACUCUCCACAUUUUGGAUGUGUGUUUAUGGUAGUUAUGGAGAGAAGAGGGCUCAGUAAUGAACCCUGCUUUCCUGAACCAGUACUUUAUACCCCAUCUAUGCAGGAUGACAGUCUGCAAACUGGCAGCGUAUUUAGAGGAUGACUCAGACCAUGAGCUACCAAAGCAGUUAAACGCUUGUGAAGUUCUGAGCUGACUCCCUGUCUCAUUGGCGUUCAUGCUGAAAUGCUGUGUUUGUUCAGGACAUUAAUCGUGUGAAAGGUUUAUUGCAGGUGAAAAAGAAUGGAAUACGGUAUGAAAUGGGUUACCUCCACCAAACUAGCAUGCUAUUAUGAAAGAUAAAUUGAGCGACUUACCUUGUGAUAACUGGAUAUUAUCUUAAUUAAUCAUAUGCAAUGUCUUCUUUCUCUAGGAUUGCACAGCUUCUAAAAUAAUGAGUUAUAAAUACAUUGUUUUCUGCCAACUCCAGCACUCAGCAUGGUUAGCAGAGAUUACAAAUUAAUAAAUGGCUGAAGCUCUACCUGGUGGGGGAGAGUUCACUCUCUCUGCAAGUUGCAUUGGCUAAACCUCAGUGCUCACCAGAAUUAAAGUGGAGAAUUAAUGCAAAACUAGUUAGACAGGACUCUUGUGUACUCGCUAUGCAUUUUAAUCCUAAAUGAAAACCAUAAUAAUUGUGUUGCUUUUUUUGUUCCCCCAUGAAUAAUAUUUCCAGCUGACGGAUUUUGUUUUAUUUUAUUGCUUAUUUAAAGUCCAGCAUACUUUGUUUCCAUUCCUUUUCCACCCCCUGUGAUAAAUUAUGUGGUGGGGGCAUUUUCUCUCUCUUAUAGACUCCUUGGACUUAGAUUUUCCUAUAAAUGUGCAGGAAAAUUCAUUUUGGCCAAAUAGUAAGUGAAUGCAGCAGUGGAAACAGCCUUCAUUCUGGAGAUCUCAACAAGAACAGGGGUGUGUGCACAUAUGCACGUGGGUGGAAGAAAUCUAAGUCAAAAAAGACCCAAAAUUAGGAGCCUAACUUGCAGGGGAGGCUGGACACCCCUAAAAUUAUGCCAAAGCUGUGAAAGCUCAACAGUUACAGAAACCAGGCCAGACAUGGUGUAUGAUAUUUGGUGAAAGAAGGUAAUUGUCAUUCUAAUUUUAGUAAUUAGGCAAUUUAGAAUAUACUUGUAUGAUCUUUUGCCCCACUUGGUCUUCGAGCUCAUUGUAAUGCUAUAUGCUUAAGUCUCCUCAAUCUGUAUGUGAUUAAGUUGACCAAGUGCUCAAUUUCCAUCUUUCUACAUAUGCAAUUUUACACAAUCUUUGGGAGAAAUUAACCCUUGGAGGGUUAAUUUUUCUCCCAGCCAUCAGUCUCUUGCAGCAGUUUCUAAAUGCACAGUUUUGCUUUCACGUACAUUUAAACCCAGCAGCAAAAAAAGAAAAAAAGAAAAAUAAAAAAAAAGUGCUUGGCAUUCACUAGUGAUUCAAUGUGGCAGCGUUGCUUCAGGUAAUCUUGAUGCCUUUGUGCAAAACUUCAUUGCCAUGUUUGUACUGACUUGCUGAAAAACUAUUUCUGCUGGAAAAUACCCCCAGUGGUAUCCUCUGUAAAACUUACGGCUUCCACAACUCUAUUACUGUCGAAAUCUCUGCCUGCAGUGGAUGUCACGCUGCGUGUUUCUCUCAUUCAGGAGUGGUUUGCAUUGCCUGUUGUUUAUAUGGUUCUUAUUUCUGUAUCUGUUUUUUUUAAUCAGUCGUGCAUACCUUUAAAAUAACCCAACAAAACAAGAAAACAGCCCUUGAAAUAGAAGUCUUUCUGAACUAAAUUCGCACAGCAGCAGCCAGAUGUAUGUCAGUGAUACAAGAAUUUGCAAAGUCUUUGCUUUUUUCACUGUGGGAUUUAUGGCUAGAUUUCACACAAAGGAGUUAUGCUCAAAGACUUUGCAAAACAAAAUGUAUGUAAACGUCUAUUUUAUAUAAAAAGUAGAAAAGUGAA